Messenger RNA from Aspergillus calidoustus, 1614 nucleotides. Lineage: Eukaryota; Fungi; Ascomycota; Eurotiomycetes; Eurotiales; Aspergillaceae. The record is from the annotation of a GenBank genome assembly.
AUGAUGGCGUCGCAGCGGCCUAUGUUUACCGCUAGCUGGACCCAAACUUUCACAUAUUUACUUGGCGUGUGUCCUUUCUCAAUUGCAUUCUUGGUCUUCAUCAACUCAUCCAUCUCAUUCGUUGUCACCGACUUGAUUGGCGUACAUGAUGGGGAGGGAGAUGCCGUAGGUACCCUAGGUUUCGCCGAUGAGCUACUUGCCUUGGCCGCCUGUCCUCUAUGGGGGGUGCUUUCGGACACCAUCGGUGUCCGCCAGGUAUGCACAGCUGGCUACAUUAUCAUUGCUCUUGCGCUAGUCCUGUUUGUUCAAGCAAAGAACAUCUACCCUCAGCUUCUCCUCGGAAGGUUACUAUUCAGCCUAGGAGGUGCAGCGGUCUCAACAAUGGUUACAGCCGUCUUGCCCGUCGUAACCGCAAACAAGCUAAACCCUCCUGUUGAAGAGACCGACCUAGAGUCAAGGGUCAGCGCGCCCUCGUCCAGGUUGGCAGGGUAUGUCGGGAUGUGCGCGGGAUGUGGAGCUCUGAUCUCCCUAGGCAUUCUUUUGCCCCUUCCAGCUCACUUUCAACAGUUGGGAUUCUCGCCUCCGGAAGCUAUCCAGUACAGCUACUAUACGGCGGCCGUUGUGGCCCUUCUUAUUAGUGUUGCUUGCUUCAUUGGCCUCAGGGAUCUGCCAGGGGAAGAUAGCAAGGCCUGGACCUCACUCUGGAGGGCGUCGCUUCAGGAGACGCAAUCGAGCCGGACCAGGAAACAGUCGAUCUCAGCCUUGAUCAAGACCCGAAUGCCGUACCUGCACCAAUUCGGCUCCGCGAUUGCGCUGGGAUUUCACAACCGCGACAUCCUCAUCGGUUACCUCGGAGGGUUCGUAGCGCGAGCCUCAUCUGUCGGGAUAUCCCUGUUUAUCCCUCUUUUUGUGAACAGCUACUAUCUCAGGACGGGCCUUUGUGAUGGGCAGCCUUCAGAAGAGGCCACCCCAGGGGACAUCAAGCAGUCUUGUCCCAAGGCAUAUGUGCUUGCUGCAAUUCUGACUGGCGUGUCUCAGCUCGUAGCACUACUCGCAGCUCCGGCAUUCGGUUAUUGGUCCGAAAAGUCUCGCCAGUAUCAUCUACCGCUUCUUACGGCUUGUGUUGCAGGUGUUGUCGGCUACCUGGUACUCGCGCUUCUACGCAGUCCAGAAUUCCAUGGCGAGAGGGGAAACCCGGGUAUAUUUGCAGUGAUGGCACUAGUUGGGAUCAGCCAGAUCGGUGCGAUUGUCUGCAGUUUGUCGGUACUCAGCAACGGCAUUCUGAGCCUAGCAAUCCCGCCUGAGGAAGACGUCACCGCUAUUGAAACAGACAACGCGCAUGUUUCGGGUACGGUCCGAGAAUCUGAUGAAGAAGAGCCCCUGCUCGCUCCACCCGCUGGUCGAGGUCGGCAACAGCCCACGAAUCUGAAGGGAUCCAUUGCAGGAGUCUACUCCUUGUUUGGAGGAGCGGGAAUCCUUUUACUCACCAAGCUCGGCGGGUUACUAUUCGACGUUCUUUCUUCAAGUGCCCCGUUCUACAUCAUGGCUGGGUUCAACGGCGUAUUGGUAAUCGUUGGCAUUGUUAGUGGCUUGGCCAUCCACUUGAGAAGCUGA